Olea europaea var. sylvestris is the source of this 1143-nucleotide messenger RNA. Its product is annotated as 25.3 kDa vesicle transport protein-like. Lineage: Eukaryota; Viridiplantae; Streptophyta; Magnoliopsida; Lamiales; Oleaceae. Bases 149 to 805 code for a protein of 218 amino acids. Gene Ontology annotation, cellular component: SNARE complex; Golgi membrane; endoplasmic reticulum membrane. Gene Ontology annotation, biological process: retrograde vesicle-mediated transport, Golgi to endoplasmic reticulum; vesicle fusion with Golgi apparatus; endoplasmic reticulum to Golgi vesicle-mediated transport. The record is from RefSeq and is a predicted model, not a curated record. The transcript has 6 exons. Gene Ontology annotation, molecular function: SNAP receptor activity.
AUUUGUAAGCCCAAUUUCCUAUCAAAUGAUAGCCAAGUCUGUUUAGCAAGGGGAGUAGCCUAGGUUUUCUUUCUCAGUGAUUUCUUCUAUUCUUCAUCAUCAAACUUGGAAGGUAGCAUCGGAUUGUCUUUUAGCUUGUGAAGUAAAGAUGGUGAAACUGACUAUGAUCGCUCGUGUCAUUGAUGGGCUUCCACUGGUAGAAGGACUGGACGAUAGUCGUGAUGUGCCAGAUGCUGACUUCUACAAACAGCAAGUCAAGGCUUUGUUCAAAAACCUCUCAAGGGGUCAGAACGAGCCUUCAAGAAUGUCGAUUGAAACAGGCCCAUAUAUCUUCCAUCAUAUUAUUGAAGGGCGUGUUUGUUAUUUGACAAUGUGUGAUCGUGCUUAUCCCAAGAAACUUGCGUUUCAAUAUCUGGAAGACCUUAAGAAUGAAUUUGAGCGUGUCUAUGGAAAUCAGAUUGAAACGGCUGCAAGACCUUAUGCUUUUAUUAAAUUUGAUACAUUCAUACAGAAAACAAAGAAAUUGUACCAGGAUACAAGAACCCAGCGGAAUAUUGCAAAGUUGAAUGAUGAACUUUAUGAAGUCCACCAGAUAAUGACUCGCAAUGUACAGGAAGUUCUUGGUGUUGGUGAAAAGUUGGACCAGGUCAGUCAGAUGUCAAGUCGCUUGACAUCUGAAUCCCGCAUAUAUGCUGAAAAGGCAAAAGAUUUGAACCGCCAGGCUCUGAUUAAGAAAUGGGCCCCUGUUGCUGUUGUUCUAGGAGUUGUUUUCCUCCUCUUUUGGGUCAGAAACAAGUUCUGGUAAAUACUGCCAUUGAUCUGCAGUUGAUAGUCACUGUUUCGGUAUCUUAAAUAUGCAUUUCAUCUUGAGGUGACUAGCAAUUUUUUGUUACAAAACUACCUUCCUAAGGCUGUGAGACAUCGAUUCAUGACGAGAAAAGAAAUAUAUAUUAUUUAGAGAUAAAUAGAUAGAACUUCUGUUGUGGGCUGAAACAGAUUCAGUAACGCAUACAAAUGUUAUUAUUCUGUAUCCUUAUUUUCAGAUGUUGCGUUUUAGACUGCACUAAGACAGGACAAGGUUAAUGAUACUAAAAAUCAGUUCAGAAAUCUUUUUUAAUGGAAAGGAUGUGAAAAUUUUGGACA